Molecule: messenger RNA, 7522 nt
Organism: Mirounga angustirostris (Northern elephant seal)
Lineage: Eukaryota; Metazoa; Chordata; Mammalia; Carnivora; Phocidae
Gene: ADGRG3
Product: adhesion G protein-coupled receptor G3
Exons: 12
Coding region: 1851-3665 (604 amino acids)
Biological process (GO): cell surface receptor signaling pathway; adenylate cyclase-activating G protein-coupled receptor signaling pathway
Cellular component (GO): plasma membrane
Molecular function (GO): G protein-coupled receptor activity; heparin binding
Source: RefSeq, a predicted model, not a curated record
GGGGGGGAUGGGAGUUGGAUAAAGGACAGCUUGGCGUCAGGGUUGGGGAGGCAGUGGGGAAUGCUGGGGUCUGUGGUGGAGUGGAGAUGCCAAGCUACUUGGCUCCAGCCACCCGCUAUCCUGUGCAGGGGUGCAGAGAUGAUGGUCCAUGUGGCCAGACCACCUUGGGGAGCAGGACCGCUGUUCUCAGAAGGACACAACCAGGUUUGUGAGUGGAGACGUCGCUCUGGCAUGGAAAACGGACUGAAGCAGCCAGAAGCUUGGAGGCCUUGGCCCUGGAGACUGGAGACCACGUGGAGGCACUGGGACAAGCCGGUGGUGGUGGGAGGUGGCAGAAAGCAGAGCUACAGUUCCAUCCGCCCCGGGAUUUGGGGGGCCCAGGGCUUUGUACAUGGCUCCAGGCCUGUCCCCAGCCCCGGUGGGGCCUAGAAGGGGUGGCGCUCACCCUGGCCCUGCCCAGCUAUCUUUGCCACAUUCCCAGCCUCCCGGUCCUGUCUUUCCAGGUGUGCUGGACACUAUGGGUCCCUCCUUCCAGGCCCUCCUUCACAAACAGGCCCCCGUGAGCCCCUUUGAGGGCCCUGGUGCCAGGAUGGGUCUCUAGCAGUGGGCCCAGCAGGUCGCAGUUCACAAAACCCUUGUCCACCAUCUCACCUCACCUGGCUGCCACUGGGAGGGAGGCGGGACAGGCCCCGUGGUUCCCAUCUGCCCCCAAGCCUUCCCUGCAGAGGAAGUGCCUGGGGCCCCACACCAGAUUCCCACCUGCCACCCACGACCCAUGAGUGACCCCGAUGUCCCCUCCCUAGCCCUCCCCAGGUACAGAGGGCCCAGUGGGGAACUGAAUCCUGUGUGGACACUGCGUGGGAGGAAGGGGAAGGGGCUGGGUGGGUCCUCAGACCCCCAGGGUAGAGCACGUCCAGCUCAGGCCCUGCAGGCGGGAUGCUGGGAGGAUGCACCUCCUUGGCGGGGUGCUCUCUACCUUUGAUCUUGCAGUGACCAUGGGACCACGCCAACAGACCUGGCCUCAUCCACAUGACUUCCUCAGAACCAUCAGAGCUGGGGCCCGAGUGGUCAGCCCCUCUCCUUCCCUUGUGCCGCCCCCCAUGUGUGUUUGCUGCUCCCACUUCCCAUCUGGGCCACCAGUGGCCACAUGGGCACUAGGACUGAAUUGCGCAGUACUGACAAUCAUAGAGAUAAGGACUGUGGCCACGCCCAGUGGUCUGGACAAUUCCACUCGCAUCUCAUGAGUUCUUUGUACGUCUUGUGAGAGGCUCAGAGCGGCAGACAGCUCGCCCAAGCUCACCCAGCCACGAGGCGGCCCAGACAGACAGCCCAGGACAGACGUCAGCCCAGGCCUGACCAGCCCCCAAGCCCAUGCUCCUGCACACUCCGUCCCACCUCUCCUGUUACCCGGUCUGGGCAGGGAAGGCUGGGGCCCAUGGAGCUGGUCCCCCUCUCCUCCGAGGGCCCCAGCAGCCAUGGGCUUAAUCCCAGUCUUGUUCAACCCAUAGGCAUGAGCGAAGGAGCGUGAGCACCACCCACAUCCCUAAAGCCGGCUUGUGCCUGGCACAUUACAGGUCUCCUCAAACCCCAACAUGGCCCUACAUGGCAGCCCUAUUGCUGUAUCUGCUUCACAGAAGAAGAAACUGAGGAUCAGAGGCCCCCAGCUACUGAGGGGAGGGUCUGAGUUGGGUGUGGAGGCCUCUGGGGCUGCUGGACCCCAACCUCACAGCCCCCAGAAGCGUCCCUGGGUGGGCUCAGCAGCCCCCUCUGUAGGCGGUCAUGGGGUGGGGUGAGACAGGAACACAGCCCAGUUCCCCACACUCGCCUUUCACAACCCAACCGAUGGUGGUAUGGAGCAGGAAGGCGGAGAAAGGCCACAGGAAGCGCUGCGGGGGGGACGGAGGGGACGGGGAGGGGCGGCAGGCCUCAGCACAGAGCCUGGGACCAGAGGGACGCUCAGACGCAGGGCUCUGCCAGGUGGGCAAGACUGCCCAAGGAUGAUGACACCCAGGGUCCUGGGGGUCCUGCCUCUCUCGCUCCUCCUGCUCUGGGCCUCAGGUAUGGAAAAUUCUAGCAACAAAUAUGAGCAACCGAGAAAGGUCUGCCUGGGGCUCAUCAAUGCGGACCAGUAUGAUUCUUUCCACCUGGAGAACACUGCUGACUGCUUCACAAAGUGCACGCAGUCAGGGAAUGAACCCUGUGACCUGGAAAACUUGCAGAGGUACUGGCUGAAAUUCGAGUACCAUCUGCUGGAGAGUCAGUCGGGCAUAGUGAAUAUGUCUUUUUUGAAGGCUGCUGUCCAGAAUGUCAGAACCAACAUCUCAGAAGACCUCUUCUUCUCUCUGACGCCCUCCCAGGUUCCAGGGCAGGUGACAGAGGAUGAGCGUGAACACCCCGACAGAGUCCGGCUGCCCAGGAGCCUCUUUGUAUCCCUGCAGAGCAACAGGUCGGAGGUCUCGCUGGCCAUCACUGUCCUGGACAUCAGUCCGGGGAAUCUCUUCAAGGGCACCCAGCUCAGCCUGGAGGAUGGCAGCCACAUAUUGAACAAUCGCCUGGUGGGCUUGAGUUUGGGCAGAAUACCUGUCAGCAGGCUGGUUGAGCCUUUGGAGAUCACCUUCUCCCACCAGCGCCUACCCCCGAACAUGACCCUCAGCUGUGUGUUCUGGGAUGUGACUAAAGGGUCAGCAGGAGACUGGUCUUCCACGGGCUGCUCCACGGAGCCCAGAGCCAAGAGGACUGUCUGUCGCUGUGACCAUCUGACCUUCUUCGCUUUGCUGCUGAAGCCGAUCUUGGACCGGGCCACCGUGCAGUCCCUCGUUCGCAUUUCCCAGGCUGGCUGUGGAGCCUCUAUGAUCUUCCUGGCCUUUACCAUUGUCCUCUACGUUGUCCUAAGGUUCUACCGGCAGAGGUUCAAGUUGGAAGAUGCCCCCAAGAUCCACGUGGCCCUGAGCAUGACCUUGUUUCUCCUGAAUCUCGCCUUCUUCUUCAAUGUGGGGUACAGCCACAAGCAGUCAGACACCACCUGCCGGUCCUGGGGGGCUGUCUUCCACUACUUCCUACUCUGCACCUUCACCUGGAUGGGCCUGGAAGCCUUCCACCUCUACCUGCUCAUCAUCAAGGUCUUCAACACCUACUUCGGGCACUACUUCCUGAAGCUGAGCCUCGUGGGCUGGGGCCUACCCGUCCUCAUCGUCUUUGGCGCCGGGAGCGUGGACAGCUACGGCCGGUAUACCAUCCGCGACAAGAGGAACGCCACUGUGCUGGAGCUGUGCUGGUUCCAGGAGAAGGCAACUGACUCUGCCCGCUACAUCACCGUCCACGGCUACUUCCUUGUCACCUUCCUCUUCGGCGCCGUGGUCCUGGGCCUGGUGGCCUGGAAGAUCUUCACUCUGCCGAGUGCCACAGCACACAAGGGGCAGGGACCGACCUGGAAGGGGGUCUUCACUGUGCUGGGCCUCUCGAGCCUGGUGGGUGUGACCUGGUGGCUGGCCAUCCUCACGCCCCUGGGCCAGUCCACCAUCUAUGUCUUCGCGCUCUUCAACUCCCUGCAAGGUGUCUUCAUCUUCUGCUGGUUCACCACGCUCUACUUCCCCAGCCGGAGCGCCGGAGCCUCCUCUUCUGGCACGGGCCAAGUCAACCAGGUCCACACCACGUCUCACGAAUAGGAGGCCUCUGUGGGGUCAGGCUGGGAGCCGGCCGCACAUUCCGGACUCAGCUCUGACUCCCCGUGUGACCUCAGGCUGCUCCCCGUCUCCCUCUGGGCUUCAGUUUCUGUGUUUGUACAAUGUGGCUGGGGAGGAAGGAGAUGGGGACCAGGCUGGACCGCCGGGCCUCGAAGGUUCCAUCCAGAUACUUUGAUGGGUGCUAAAGUCUACAAAUCCAGGAGAGCAAGAGUCUAAGGUUCUGAAACCCCUAAGAGCCCUGCCAGUGCAGAGCGGUGCCCCCGCCCCACCCCUACCCUCACCAGAAGACCCCUGCCAGAACCGCCCCCCUUCCCCACCCCCACCUCCUGCCUUCAUAGCAAAGCAGCUCAUGUCUGCCAUUGGCCACCUUCUGGUCUCAGUACCCGUGGAGUCUGUUGCUAGCGCUGCCCCUUGAAAGAGCCCAGCCUCUCCCCUUCCUCCCUCUGGCCCCUGCCCUCCCACACCCCCACCCUCUGGCUGCCUGCCCUCAUCCCCUCAGGCACUGGGGCAGCUGUGGACUAGAGCUUUGGGCCUGUCUUCAUGCGUGAGCCCCCACCGUUCAGGGGGCUGCCAACACUCCGGCUGUCCCAGGACACGGAAUUUCAGAGAAUGCCACUUCUUCAGUAGUGGGGACUAGCAGCCCCCUCCCCACUCUGACGGCCGCAUGUGUGGCCCGACCUCUCAUCUGCCGUCGCCGUCGCCGUGGGCUGGAGGGCAAAUGUUCCAGAGCUCUGCACACGCAAGGGCCGAGGGGCAGGGCAGGGGCUCAGCGGACAGGGCUGAGCAGAGAGAGGACGGGCUUCCCCCCGGGCCCCCCCCCCCGCUCCCCCGGGAUCUGAGCUCCAAUCAAGGAGGCACGACGGCCUCACUCACCAGUUCAUCCCAGCCCGAGCCUGGCACGGUUCAGGCCCCGAGUAAACACCUGUUGGCUAAAUAGCUGGAGGAGUGAGUUUAGCAUCGCCAGGCAGGGUUCUGAGCCAGGGGAGUGUCUCAGGCCAGACCCAGCGGCUAUGUGUCACCUCUUGCGGCUGGGCCUCCGUUUGGCAACAUCGUGCUGGUUUCCUCAGUAGGAAACAGAAGAGGCAGAGAUAACGGGGCUGAGGCAAAACGGGGCUGGGCGGGGGUGCGGAAUGAAUAGAUAAAACAACACAAAGAAAGAAAAGAAGAGUGGAGGGGAAGGAAAGACAGCAGCCCGCUGGCUGGCCCUGCCCCACACGAUCAUGCCCCACCUCUAGCCUUAAGUUCCUCACCACUGGGGCCAUCUCACCUUCCCUACUCACCCCUGUCCUUGCCAGUGUGCUUUGCCGAAGUCAAGCACCUGCUAGAGGGGAGAAGCCACUAUUAUGAGACCGUCCCCCACAGCCCCUGGGCUUCCAGCCCUCCUCCUGCUCCCCGAUGCCCGUGCCGAGUGAAUGCCCUCUCUUCUCCCUCCUCCCACCCAGCAAACGGAUGCAAGACAGGAAGGCAGAGGCCCCUGCUUUAUGCAAGUCGAAGAGAAAUUCUAGGGUGUGGACAAUUGCAAAAGUGGAGCCACAUUAUAUCAGGUUUUGUGGACAAGCUUGGUGGGUUUGGGGACUUACUUUUACAGACAUCUAUUUCUCACGCUGGAGGGCUGGGCUCCCUUACCCCAAAGUCUCAGAGUUUUUGAACACAAACCUGUGUGGUCCACAGCUGCUUCUGUGUCUGAGAGGCCUGGGUUCAAGUCCUGACUCUGCUACUUAGGGGCUGUGAGAUGCUGGGCAUGUCUCCUCACCUCUCUGAGUCUCAGUGGCUCCGUCCAUAAAAUGGGGAUCAUCAAGUUCUUGCCUCGACCUGAGAGCAUUAAGUGAGGUGACACAAGUGAAGAGCCUGGUAUUAGAGACCCCCAUGGCUUAAAGAAAGAGUAGGUGGCACCUUUGUGUGAACCAUGAACCUUUGAGACCUGUAACAUGGGAAGGGUAUGAAGGGUUAAAGCUCCCUUCCAGAUUCCUUCUACAGCCCUGCCAAGUGGGCCGGCCCUGUGUGGGAGGAGGAAAUGGAGGCCCAGAGAGGUCCAGCAACUUGCCCAAGGCGACUCUGCACGCGAGGCUGCUGCAGAGCUGGGCUUCCCUGGGCUGCCCAUGCUUCCUCCCAGAGCAUUUCCUGGGUUCUAGAAUUAUUGCCUCAGCCCCGCUCCCUGAGUCUCCAGGGAAACGCUGCGUUCCGGCUUUCCCAGUUGGAUGCAGAGGCACAAAACCACAACGGCUGAAUGGCCUGGGUUUCCUGGUGCUGAUGGAGAGGGAAGAUGAGGAGAUGUGGUUAAUGGUGGGGAUGUGUCCAUUUCCACUGGCUGUCUAGUCCAGGACCAGGCAGGGGCAGAGGGGCUGGGGUCCCUCAUUACCUGGGGUCACCCUAUAAGUGGCUCCGAGUGCCAAGCUGAGCACGUGCUAAGGCCAGGUGGAGCUCUGGCAAAAAAGCACCCCAAGGCCCAGUGCGGAUGGAUGGAGUUCCACUAGCACCACAUGACCAUAGCAGCAAUCUAAGAGGUGGGCAGCACCAGCCUAAAGGCACGAACUCUGAGGUUGGCCCAUCUGGACCACGUUCUUCCUCUGCAACUUGCAUUGGGCCAAUUCCUCACCUACUGAGCCCAGAAAGCAGACAUAGCAGUAACCGCCCCACAGAAUGCAUGAAGGCUUCCGGGAGAUCCUGGCCAGGAGCGCUGCCUGGUGUCUGGACCCCCGGCCCAGCGUGCAACUGACUGAGUCACAGCUUUGCUCCAGACUACCGUGGUCAUCUGCAAGGAGGACCCCCCGCCAUGCCUCCCCACCUGGCUCUUCCUGCUCCGCCCCACCUUCUUCAUUCCUUGUAUUUUUCAUUACGUUAUAACAAAUGUAUAGGAAAUAAGAGGACUUACUGGCUCUGUGCUCCCGGAUGGAUAACUUAAUAUCAAAAGACAACAAUUCUUCACAAAUUAACCUAUGACUACAAUGCAGUUCCAAUAAAGAUUUCAAAUGAUUUUUUUUUUUUUUAGAUUUCCCCAAAAUGCGCUUUAACUUUCGAACGGAGGCAUAUCGGCCUCAAACAGCUAAGUCAACCUUAAUGAAAGGAGUAGAAAGAAGACUUGACCUGCAGAUAUAAAGAUAUUAUGAGGCUAUAGUGGUAAAUCUGACAUGGGGUCUGAGCAGGGAUAGGCAAGAAGACCAGUGGAACAGAACAAAGGGCUCAGAGGCAGAGUUAUGCACACCGGGGGUCUUACGGCACCAACGAUAUUGGCAUCAGCAAUAAGGGACAGAUAGUCUGAUGAUGAUGGUGGAAAACUGGCUCAUUAUAUGAAGAAAAAAUAAAACAGGAUCCCUACCUAACUCCUCAUCCAGAGAUGGGUUCCAGGCAGAGUAAAGGUUCUCGAUGGAAUGGCAAAACGAUAAAGUUAAUGUAGUAAAAUAUUUUUGUGACCUAAGGACAAGGAAAGACUUCUCAAACAAAAAAUCACAAGCACAAAACAUCAGGCCAAAAGCUGGUACAUUUAACUACAUCAAAAUUAAAGUUUUCUGUUCCAUGGAAGACACCAUAGGCAAUGUUAGCAGGCAUGGGACAGAAUGGGGGAAGGUAUUUGCAACAUCUGAAGCCAGGGAUUAACAUCUGGAAGGCCUGCAAAUCAAAACAGGGGUACUUCCCUAAUAGAGAAAAAUGGGCUGAGGUUUUAAAUGGCAAUUUCAGAGAAUGAACUAUCUAAACGUAACAAGCUAGCCCAUGAAGACACAUUUAAAAUCAUCAGCAAUCACAGAGUUGCACUUUAAGAUGGCAGGGGGACCUCACUGUAUCUUCAUUGUAUGAAACUGACAAAGGGCAGGAUAGGAAGUUGGAUAAUGUCAACUGCUGGG